Messenger RNA from Echinops telfairi (small Madagascar hedgehog), 619 nucleotides. It is a transcript of the gene EBPL, whose product is annotated as EBP like. The transcript has 4 exons. Gene Ontology annotation, molecular function: cholestenol delta-isomerase activity. Gene Ontology annotation, biological process: sterol metabolic process. The record is from RefSeq and is a predicted model, not a curated record. Gene Ontology annotation, cellular component: membrane; endoplasmic reticulum. The annotation marks the transcript as partial. NCBI's taxonomy places the organism in Eukaryota, Metazoa, Chordata, Mammalia, Afrosoricida, Tenrecidae.
UCGCUGCUGCUGUGCACCGCGCUGCUCACCGCGGGCUGCGCGCUGGGCCUGCAGCUGGGCCUGCGCCGGGGGGCCACGGAUCGCGCGGUGCUCGCCUGGCUCUGCUCCGACGCCCUCGUGCACUGGGUGCUGGAAGGAGCUUUUGUCUACUUGGCUCUUGUAGGAAACAUUGCAGAUACCGAUGGGUUGCUUGCGUCAUUGUGGAAAGAAUAUGGCAAAGCUGAUGCAAGAUGGCUUUAUUUCGAUCCAAACAUUGUGGCUGUGGAGCUUCUGACUGUUUUUCUGGAUGGGUUUCUGGCAUUAGUCCUGAUUUAUGCCAUAGUCAAAGAGAAAUAUUAUCGGCAUUUCAUACAGAUCGCCCUGUGCGUGUGUGAAUUAUAUGGCGGUUGGAUGACCUUUUCUCCAGACUGGCUCGUUGGAAGUCCCAACCUGAACACCAGCAAUUGGCUCUACUUUUGGAUCUAUCUGGUAUUUUUUAACGGUGUGUGGGUUUUGGUGCCAGGACUAUUACUGGGCCAUUCGUGGGUGGAACUCAAGAAAAUGCACCAAAGAGGAACUCAUUCUAAAAAGCUUCAGUGAAUUGAUGAAAUAAUAAACAUUAUUAUCCACAUGGAAAAAA